AUGACAGUUUCUUCCGGUGCAAACUCAGUUGAGAGAAGAAGUUUUCUUUCUGGACUUGCUCCACUGGAAGCUGUAUUAUUUGAUGUUGAUGGAACUCUAUGUGAUUCUGAUCCCCUUCACUAUUUUACCUUCCGAGAAAUGCUUCAAGAGAUAAAUUUCAACGGAGGGGUUCCCAUCACCGAGAAGUUCUUUUCUGAGAAACUUUCUGGCAAGCAUAAUGAAGAUAUGGCCUUGGUUCUUUUCCCCAAUGACAUUGAAGGAGGCAUGAAAUUUCUUGCUGAUAAGGAAGCCAUGUUUCGGAGAUUGGCCCCGGAAAGAUUGAAGGCUGUAAAUGGCUUAUACAAAAUGAAGAAAUGGGUUGAAGAUCGCGGCUUGAAACGGGCUGCAGUUACUAAUGCUCCAAGAGAGAAUGCUGAACUCAUAAUAUCGAUUCUAGGGCUCGCAGAUUUCUUUGAAGCUCUUAUAAUAGGGAAUGAUUGUGAACAUCCAAAACCACACCCGGACCCUUACUUGAAGGCUCUUGAAGCAGUCAAGGUGUCAAAGGAUCACACUUUUGUAUUUGAGGAUUCUGUUACAGGGAUAAGAGCCGGAGUGGCAGCUGGGUUGCAAGUUGUUGGGUUAACUACAGGAAACCCAGAGCACGCAAUGAUGGAAGCAAAUCCUGCCUUUCUCAUAAAGGAUUAUAAUGAUCCGAAACUGUGGGCAGCUCUGGAAGAGCUUGAUGAUAAUGAGAAAGCAGGAAAAGCUGAUUCUCUUUCAAAGAUGAACGCUAGAGUGGCAGCUGGGUUGCCAGUUGUUGGGUACUCGGGUUGGCUACAGGAAAUGCAGAGCAUGUGCCGAUGGAAGCAAAGCCUAACUGUCUUGUAA
Molecule: messenger RNA, 867 nt
Organism: Dovyalis caffra
Lineage: Eukaryota; Viridiplantae; Streptophyta; Magnoliopsida; Malpighiales; Salicaceae
Source: the annotation of a GenBank genome assembly